AUUAAUAAGAGACUAGAUUUAUUUUUGUAACUAGUUAUAUCCGAAUUAUAACUAUAGUGUUAUUUUUAUCAAUAAUAACAAUAAAUUCAAAUCUUGGUUAGGUUUUCAAUAAUAACAUGUAAUAUAAUAACAAUAAUGGACUAUUUAAAAGAUAUCUUUCAUUAUUUAAUUAAUUUUUAUCUAUGUGUGAUAUAUAUGAGUUUGCAAUGUAGUGCAGUUUAUAGUCAAUAAUUAUGGCCUGAUGCUAUUUUACUUUUUGAAAAAUAAAGAGAAAGAAAUGGAGACAGCAACAAUUGUAGAACCCAUGGAGGAAAGUCCUGAAAAGAUUCAAACAAGUCCUCCAAUACAAGUAGUGAGAGUUCCAGUAAAACAUGCUAAUCUUGGAAUAAGAAGCCAUGCCAUGGAUAUGAGCACAAUGGUGGAGCUUACAUCUUUUAGUACACUUGGAAAAAUACAACCAUUUUUAGUUACUAUAACAACUACUGCAGCAUUAUUGGUAGAUUUACAUUGUCAUUUAACAGAUAAAGAAGUUUGUGGCUAUUUAGGUGGUCACUGGGAUAUUAAUUCACAUAAUUUAUCUAUAACAACUGCAUUUCCAUGUCGUUAUUCCGGCAAAGAUAAAUCAGCUGCAGCUGCAGUUGAAUCUGAAAUUGCAAGAGCAAUGGAAUGGAAACAUGUGACUUUAGUUGGAUGGUAUCAUUCUCAUCCUAGAUCUCAUGCUUCUCCUUCUCUUAGGGAUGUUGAUUCACAAUUAGAUUAUCAAAUUAAGAUGAAAGGACCUAGUGAUAAUGGUUACACACCAUGUGUGGGUUUAAUAUGCUCACCUUAUAAUACAGAUGGCAGUUGUUAUGAAUCAAAUUUUAAUGUUUUUUGGUCCCUACCACCUCCUGAAAAUCGGCCUCAUGAAUACCCAAGACCAAUGCUUUUGAGUUAUACAUUAUCUCAAGAGCACUUUCUUUCUCAAGAUACAUUAGAAGAAAUUAGAAGAUGCAUAGAGUAUUAUAAAAGUGAAGGAGGUAUUGAUUUUACUGCCAAUUUUAACAAUAAUACGACUUAUCUUGAACGUUUAAGAUGUUCUUUAGCAUCCAAGUUACCAGGUCGUAAUAGAUCGAACGGUUCGUACUGGGAUAUAAUUAGAGAAAUGAUUUGUCCUGGUUCUGAAGAUGGAAGUUCACCGGAAUUUUUGACUAUGAAAUUUCCUCUGGUACCAGUUUCAGAAUCACUUGUCCCUUCAGUUCCACCAGGAGUUAGUCUUACACCUAAUAAUGCAGCUGUCUUCCUAACACCUGUGAACUUUAAACCUGAUGGUGCUAUAAUUACACCUACAUCAAAAUCUUUUGUGAUGCAACCAUCCACUUCUAGAGAUAAUAUUAAAAAGGAUAUUAUAAGUACGGAUUCCGCAUCUAUUACGCAAUUAAAGGAUGGAAACGCUUCGUCUAAACAUAUAUCACCAUCAGAAAUAAUACCCAGUUUUCAAUCUGGAGAACUUACAGUUUCUGUAAAAAAUGCUAAAUGUGAUUAUGAUUUUGCACCCGCUGAUUUUUCAAAAAUAUCCAAUCCUCUUGGAACUGAUACAAGUAUCAAUAAAACGCGAUCGUCCACAUCUGAUUUCCCUUUAGCUGAUAUAACGCAACAAAUUUCUAAAUUUUCAGAUUUAUCAAAAUUAGCUAAUUUUUCCACAGCAGAUUUAGCAAAACUCUCUGGAUUUCCUAUUCCAGAUUUUGCGAGAACAUCAUCGCCAUCGCCGUCUGCAUAUAUGCGUAAUAUUGCAAAUUUAUUUGGUCCGAUCGGAAAAAUUUCUCCUGCAAGGGAUAUUGAAUCGAACGAACGUAAAUCAAACGAUUUCAGUAUAGUUGAUUCUAUUCAAUCGCCAUUUAAAGUAAAUUCUGGAUCUUCAGAAUCUUGUAGAAAUUUUUCUGCAACUCCAGAAGAUUACUCGACUGAUCGUAAAAAAAUGGAUAUACAAAAUGAUAACGUAAAGCUCAAUCGAUCGAAUGAGUAUCAAGGAACAGAAGAUCUCUCAAUUUCUAAAUCUGAAUUUACUGGAAUGUUGGACAUGACUACAAUUCAUAAAAAGCAACAACAGUCACAAAGUGGUGAUAUUGGCGAUUCGUUAAAUUUAUCAAAAGAUCGUCAAUAGAUUUGCUGCUUAUUAAUCAGUAUUUCAGGAUUAUUAUUAUUUUUGUCUCUUCAUAUUAUAUUGUCUAUCUGCAUAAAUAUAUUUAAAUGUGACUUUUA
Molecule: messenger RNA, 2238 nt
Organism: Apis mellifera (honey bee)
Lineage: Eukaryota; Metazoa; Arthropoda; Insecta; Hymenoptera; Apidae
Exons: 6
Coding region: 242-2140 (632 amino acids)
Biological process (GO): double-strand break repair
Cellular component (GO): BRISC complex; BRCA1-A complex
Molecular function (GO): polyubiquitin modification-dependent protein binding; metallopeptidase activity
Source: RefSeq, a predicted model, not a curated record